GGAUCCCAGCUCUAAUGGUCCGAAGUCCAAUACAUUGAAGUUACGAGAAUCGUGUAGUUGGUGGCUCCUUUUUCUCUAGUAUCUCGGAUUUCAGAGCGGCACCGGCACCGAUCACAUCCCGGAAAACGACUAUGCAUUCGGCGUUUCAGGCCGACGAAAUCUCCGACAUCACCGAAACCUUCUGGGCCUCCUCCACGUCUCUCCAGAUGAAUCGCAGCGACUCCGAGUGGGCCUUCGAGCAGUUUCUAGAGGAAGUCGUCUCCGCCCCACCACCACCACCACCCCGCGCCGCCGAUCAAUUGACCGUCUCCUCCGUUGCCUCCGCUCACUCCUCGACGUCGAAGCGCGAGGAGGUCGAUGAGGAGGUGGUCGAGAUCAAGAAGCCCGAUCGUCAUCUCAAUUGUCCGCCGCCUCCUCUGCCGUCCACGGCGCCGAUUAAUUCGGAUCAGUACCAACGCGAGCUGCUCAAGAGCAAGCUCGAUCUCGCGUGUGCUGCAGUCGCUCUCACUCGGGCUUCGUCUUUGAAGCCUGUGGGUUCUGGUAAUGUAGCGCAGACUCAAUCUAUAUUGCCACAGCCUUCGCAAGUGACCUCUGCACUUCAUAAUAAAGCUGCGGUUUAUGGUUUGCCACAAAGUGAGGCUGAUACUAGCCCGCUUGGCAUUCCGGCUUUACCUGCUAUUCAGAAAAAAGCUCAGACAACCAGUGGAUCGUCGAAAGAUGACUCGGAUGAUGAUGACCUGGAAGGCGACAUUGAAAUUACCGAGAAUAUGGAUCCUGCUGAUGUGAAGCGCGCGAGGAGGAUGCUGUCAAAUCGGGAGUCAGCUAGACGCUCUAGAAGAAGAAAACAAGCACAAAUGACUGAUCUUGAGACCCAGGCUGGCCAACUAAGAGUCGAAAACUCUGCACUGUUAAAACAACUCACUGACGUGAAUCACAAAUAUGAUAAUUCAGUCGUUGAUAGAAGAAUAUUAGAAGCCAAUAUUGAGACAUUAAGAGCAAAGGUGAAAAUGGCAGAAGAAUCUGUCAAGAGGAAGACAGGGAUCAACCCGCUACUUCUAGCCAUGUCAAAUGUACCAAAUGUACCUAGAGCAAGCAUGGCAUCACUAGGCAAUCCAAUGGAUACAUCUGCCAAUGCUUCUGUGCCAAUGCAACCAACCUCCAAUCAUCUCUUUCAUCCGGUGGCUCCUAGUAUCAACACUCCACCACAUCACCAGAGAUUAGAUACCAGCUUCCCUGGAAACCCCUCGAUUCCUCUAGUUGGAAACCAACAGAGUACCGUUGGGCAACCAAUUGUGAGGGGAAGCAACACGACUGAAGUACCUUCAGUUCAGCACACAGCUAGCAUAGAUCACAUGCACCAGCAGCAGCACCAGCAGCAACUUCGGCCAGGAGUGAAUCCGUGUGAAGCAUUGCCAGUUUGGAACCCUCAGAUUCCCCAUGCAGUCCCCAAGAAUAAGUAGAAAUGAAUGUAGUAUUGUAGUGCCUUUUUUUAUCCCUUCCUAUUUUACAGAUAGGGAUAAAAAACUUGAUUGGAUACUUAAAACAUGGGAGCACUUUAUUAAUGAAUUUGUAUUUCUACUUUCUUUUGCUAAAUUUUUUGUUUC
Molecule: messenger RNA, 1604 nt
Organism: Rosa chinensis
Lineage: Eukaryota; Viridiplantae; Streptophyta; Magnoliopsida; Rosales; Rosaceae
Product: light-inducible protein CPRF2
Exons: 6
Coding region: 132-1460 (442 amino acids)
Biological process (GO): regulation of DNA-templated transcription
Molecular function (GO): DNA-binding transcription factor activity
Source: RefSeq, a predicted model, not a curated record